AUGGGAACCAACGACGAAGAGAACAUUGAAGGAAGGAACGGUUCAUCGAGGAGGAAAAUACAUUCGACGCAAAGAGAUUUAUGGUUGAAACCGUUGUUGAAGUUGAAGCAACAGGAGGACAUUAUUGAAAGAGGAAUAGUUACUGCCAUCGGUAACAUGAAGAUAGACGGGGAUUUGUUGAAGGAUAUUGUCCACGAACAAAGGGAAAUAACAUCCAAAAGACAAACCUUUCUAAACUCGAUGUAUCGAAGUAUAGAGGACAUCGCGAACGAAAUGGAGUCUGCCAAACGCGUGACGAAGGACCCUGAGGAAUUAAAAAAAUUAGAUGUAGACACGUACAAAUUAAAAUUGAUCAAAUUUUGGCAAAAAAUGCAGGAUUUCAAGAAAUCUUGCUCCAUCGAUACCUUAGUGGAAGAACAAAACGCCCUUGGCGCCGAAUUACGCGAAUUUGUGCCGCAGCUAGAAAAAUACGAGAACGUCCAGAAGAACAUUUUAUCGUCGUGCCAAAAUCUAAUAGAAAACAGGAAAGAGAGAAAAGAUUACGGGGAAGUGGAGGAUUUUCAUGAACUGGUCGCGAGAACAGGGCACAUGAAUAAUUGGACGUCGGAGGAUCACCUGUACUUCCUGAAAAUGCGAAAGAAAUGUGAUAAAAUUUCGGCCCUGGUCGCGGCCAUUAAAAAAAAAUGCCCCGAUCUAUCGACGGUGGCUAUAGUGAAUCACGAGAUAUGGUACAAACGGUACACGAAUUUACGCGAGAAGCAAAAAUCAGCGAUAAAGGAAUGGCGACAGAGAAAGGAACUGGAGAAAACGAAGAGCGUCGAUGAGUUUCGGAGCACCGAGAGCUGUUUCGAAGAUGAUUUGAACGAGGAUGAGAAAACGGUGACUUCGAAACAGAAAAGGGCAUCGCGAGCAGAAGCGUCGAGAUCGAAUCGCAGCGCGGACUCGAACGAAAGCGAGAAGAAAGAGCUGAUUAAAAAAUGGCGGAUGGAGAAGGAGAAUAAGCGCACGAUGGACGAAGAGCAAAUGAAAGUUCGGAUGAAAAUGAAACGGGAAACGGAGGAGAAGCAAAGAAGAAAACGACGGGAGAGGAUCCAAGAAGCUUUGGAGGAAUAUAAGAAGAAGAAAUAUUUCGAAAACGCGUCGAGGGAAUCGAGCGCGGACUCGAAAGGGAAAUGUACCUACGAUUCAGCGUUGGUCAAAGCUUUCAGAAAGCAGGAUGAAGAGUACACGAAAAGAAGAAAAGACUUGAUACUGCGUUCGCAGAAGUCCCAUAAAAUUGAAAUCACGGAAGAGAAAAGGUCGGAGCUUUUGAAAAACAGAAGCUUUUCCACUCUACUGAACAGUACAGCGGUUUGGAGAGAGAAAUGCAAGGAUGAAAGUCCGGUGAGACGUUCUAACGAGCUGUUGUACAUUAAAGACAUUCCGAAAGUAUGCUUUCGAUGGAGAAACGAAGAAUCUGGAGAUUUGAAAAAUAUGAUAACGUUCGAUUAA
Colletes gigas is the source of this 1491-nucleotide messenger RNA. Its product is annotated as coiled-coil domain-containing protein 112-like. The transcript is spliced from 6 exons. Lineage: Eukaryota; Metazoa; Arthropoda; Insecta; Hymenoptera; Colletidae. The record is from RefSeq and is a predicted model, not a curated record. Bases 1 to 1491 code for a protein of 496 amino acids.